Molecule: messenger RNA, 720 nt
Organism: Acytostelium subglobosum LB1
Lineage: Eukaryota; Evosea; Eumycetozoa; Acytosteliales; Acytosteliaceae
Exons: 2
Source: RefSeq, a predicted model, not a curated record
AUAAUAAUUGCAUUGUUGGUGACAUCAUCUUUGUUUGUGAUGGCAAUACCCUCACAAUGGAUGAUUGAUGGUGUACCUUAUCAUAGACAAGAGACGAAUUAUAACUGUGGGGAUGCUUCAUUACAAAUGGUAUUGUCUUAUUAUGGACGUAAUAUAACACAGAAACAGAUAGUUGAUGUUGCCAGGACAUCAAAGAGUGUUGGAACACUAUCUUAUGACAUUGCACGUGUUGCUCAAUUCUCAAUUUUAAGUCAAUCGCAAGGUACAAAGUGGAAGAAUCACGAAUCAUUCGAAGGAUUCAAUGGCUAUCCACAUGGACUCAAUGCCGUUGGUUAUUCAUCCAAUGAAGAAUGGACCGACUCACUCAAGACUUCUAUCUACCUAAACAUCCCCGUGAUUGUCCUAAUGCACUACUCUGUCGAAUCACCUGGUGGACACUUUAGAGUUGUAAUUGGUUACAAUGAUGAUGAUGAGACGUUUACUACCCUCGACCCUUGGGAUAGAGAUGGCCAGCCUCAGGUGUUUGUGAUUCCUUAUUCCAACUUUACUACACUUUGGAAUUAUACCGAGGUGGAUAGUCCGAGAGGAACACCAUUCUUUGGUUGUGCAAUUUGGCCUUUGGACAUCACUCUAAAUGUUGAGUCCAGCCAAGGAAAUCAAACAAUCUUUGUUGGAACCGUGCUCUACAACAACCCCAUUCCAGGACUAUCUGAACUAAGC